CAGAGCUAUCGACUCGCCCAGCAUGUCGCUACGAGCACUAUGUGCACGACUACCGCCCGAGGUCAUUGCCCUCACGCGGUCCCACCUCGCCCGGUCCCGCUCGCUCGCGACAGCGGCCGCCGCCUCGACUGGCACCAGCAAAACCUUCUACGCCACCACGCCCAUCUUCUACGUCAAUGCAGAUCCGCACGUCGGGCACCUCCAUUCGACCCUUCUCGCCGACAUCUACGCACGCCAUGCGCGCCUGCGCGACCCGUCCAAGGGCGCUGUCAUGUGCACUGGGACCGACGAGCAUGGCCUCAAAAUCCAGCGUGUCGCCGAAGCGCGAGGGAUCGCGCCCAAGGACCUGUGCGACGGCGUCUCGGAGCGGUUCAGGGAGCUUGCACAAGCCGCCAACAUCGACCACCAGGUCUUCAUCCGCACGACCGAGGCUCGUCACAGGACCGCGGUCGAGCACGUCUGGAGAGAACUUCAGCAGCGAGGGUACAUCUACAAGUCGUCUUACGCCGGCUGGUACGCCGUCUCGGACGAGGCGUACGUCCCCGAGGCGCAGGUCGGCGAGGUCAUCGACCCCAAGUCGGGCGACAAGUACAUGGCCUCGACCGAGACGGGUACGAGGGUCGAGUGGAUGGAGGAGGAGAACUACAAGUUUCGGUUGUCGGCGUUCAAGGACCCUCUGCUCGAGUGGCUCAGCUCGUCCCCGAAUCCCGUCCAACCUUCCUCUCGCACGACCGCCCUCGUCGCCUCGCUCGCCAACCCGACCUCGACCGACCUGAACGACCUGUCGAUCUCGCGCCCAGCGUCACGCCUCUCGUGGGGCAUCCCUGUCCCCGGCGACCCGCAGCACACGAUCUAUGUCUGGAUCGACGCCCUGGUCAACUACCUGACGGCGGCGGGCUACCCUUGGCGAGGCGGCGAGGCGUUCGAGAAGGGCAAACUGUGGCCGCCCGACCUGCAGGUCGUCGGCAAGGACAUUGUCCGGUUCCACGCCCUGUACCUCCCCGCCGUCCUCCUCGCCCUCGACCUGCCGCUCCCGAAGCACCUCCUCACACACGGUCACUGGACGAUGGACAAGUUCAAGAUGAGCAAGAGCCGCGGCAACGUCGCCAACCCGUUCGAGGCGAUGCAGCUCUGGGGCGUGGACGCGAUGCGGCUGUACCUCAUGCGGGUCGGCGGGAACUCGGCGAGCGACGCAGACUACUCGGCGACCGAGAUCGAGCGCUUCUACCGCAAGGACCUCGCCGGCCAGAUGGGCAACCUCCUCAGCCGCGUCACGGCCAAGAAGCUCGUCAAGAAGCUCGAGGCGCCCGAGCUCAUGUACACGAUGCCGGAUCGUCUCGCCAAGGAGGACGAGGCGCUCCUCGCGCUCCUGCGCGACCUUCCAGGCUCGUUCGACCGCCACCUCGCCGCCUUCGACGUCCACCGCGCCCUCGCCGUCGUGUUUGACGCCCUCGCCGAGUCGAACCGCCACGUGCAGCUCCUCUCGCCCUGGCUCGCGACCGCCUCGCCGUCCGACGUUCACCGCGCCCUCUUCUUCGGGUCCGAGACGCUGCGUCUCAGCGGGACGCUCCUCCAGCCCUUCAUGCCGACCAAGGCGACGCAGCUCCUCGACAUGCUCGGCGUCGACGCGAGCCGGCGGCGGUGGGUGGACUGUGCGGUCGGCGAGGGCGGUGCGAGGUCGGCUCCUGCGGCGGGCAAGGUGCACCUGUGGCCGGCGGUGGCGGUCCCGGAGGCGGUCGUGCAGUAGCAGAGUCGACGACGUGCAACUCGUCCGCGCCCGUCGACGUUGCAGUU
Rhodotorula graminis WP1 is the source of this 1794-nucleotide messenger RNA. RefSeq lists its product as uncharacterized. NCBI's taxonomy places the organism in Eukaryota, Fungi, Basidiomycota, Microbotryomycetes, Sporidiobolales, Sporidiobolaceae. The coding region runs from base 23 to 1747 and encodes 574 amino acids. The record is from RefSeq and is a predicted model, not a curated record. Gene Ontology annotation, molecular function: ATP binding; methionine-tRNA ligase activity. The transcript has 9 exons. Gene Ontology annotation, biological process: methionyl-tRNA aminoacylation.